GACUGUUACUAAAAAUAACUGUGACAAAAUCUUAGCCUUAGUCAUGAUCUGUUGAACAUUACUAUCCUGUUGAAUUAUAUGUGUUACUAUUGUAUCUGAAAUUAUGAAGCUUUGCUAUGUGUGUGUUACUGAAAUAUGUUGAGUCUGGGAGCCGCCCAUAGCUGGCCUUUCGAUGGCAACAAAGCCAACACCCUCAAGAUAGAUUUACAACAGAACUAGCUGGCCAUCUGUUGAUGGCCCAUUAAGGAGAAUCCAUUCUCCCAUUGGGACCUUCCCAAGGCACCUAGACAAUGGGGAUUGCUUAACCCAGUGACUCAGCAGGGGACACAGAACAUGUGAUCCCUGACUUGUUUGAAACAAUAUCUUUCCAUGCACAUGGAUUGGGAUGUAUAAACUGGAGUCUGUGACAUCAGCUCCUGGCCUCUCUCCUCCCCCACCUACUCUGAAGGCAACAAGAAUGUUUGGAAGAAAAGACUUUGAACUGAGAAGAUUCCUAGCUGAGCAAAGAAUUCAGCCUUUGCCACCUGCAACAUCCAGUGGGAUGCUGAUACUGCUUUCAAAAUGGUGGCAGGAGCAAGAUCGGGAGUAGUUGAGUGCUGCAAAAAGCAUCAAGAAAUACCCCUGGCAAAUGACUUAAGUUGGCUUGUGCACGGAAAGGCUGAAUUUUCCUCUUUGACUCCUCUACAAUCCCAACGUUUGAUCAGGCCAGUCAAAGCAGCAGACUCUGUGCAGAUGGAUUUCAUUGCUGGAGCCAUUGGAGGUGGCUUAAGUGUUGCUGUGGGUUAUCCACUGGAUACAGUAAAGGUGAGAAUUCAGACAGAGAGGACCUAUAAUGGAAUUUGGCACUGCAUUCGAGAAACAUACAAAGCAGAGAAAGCAUGGGGAUUUUACAAAGGCAUGUCACUGUCAGUCUCCACAGUGUCGCUUGUUUCUUCUUUUUCAUUUGGGGCAUACAGAAACUUCCUUUAUAACAUCUGCAGAUUAAGAUAUGGCACUUCAGACGUGAAGCCAUCAAAGGUGGAUAUUUCUGUUGCUGGAUGUGCUACUGGUGCUGUUCGGGUGGUGCUAAUAUCGCCUACCGAAACAGCUAAAGUUCGAAUGCAAACUCAGAAGCAAUCACAUUACUCAGUUACAGCUUCUCACCUCUCCAAGCCAAAGUAUCAAGGACCUGUGCAUUGUCUGAGGAUGAUAGCAAAGGAGGAAGGUUUUGGGGGUCUAUACAAAGGUUGUUCUGCAUUACUGUGCAGGGACUGCCACUCAUUUGCAACAUAUUUCCUAACCUAUAAUAUCCUGUGUGAUUGGUUUACUCCAGCUGGAAAAAAUAAACCAGACAUACUGACUGUGCUUAUUUCUGGUGGCUCUGCUGGAGUGUUUGGGUGGGCCGUAGCUACUCCUAUGGAUGUAAUUAAAUCACGGAUGCAAGUAGAUAACUUGGGCCAGCGCAAGUACAGAGGACUUAUACACUGCAUCCGAGUCAGUGUGAAAGAAGAAGGAAUAAGAGUUCUUUUCAAAGGACUUGGAUUAAACUGCAUUCGUGCUUUUCCAGUGAACAUGGUGGUGUUUGUAACAUACGAAGGCGUAAUGAGACUUGCAGAACAUCUUAUGAAGUAAAAGGAUGUUACAUCAUUCGGUUCUAAGGUGGCUGCUUCCUUUGAGAAGACUUUUCAUAUAACAGAACACUCAAACAACAGUCCACCAACAGAGGUCUUGGGUGAAAUCAGUAGACUUAUGGGGGAGUGAAAUGCAGAAUUGGAGAGAAGUGGCUGAUGACUACUACAUUGUGUCCAUUUAGUUGUCUUGUCGAGUUGUCUCCUACUUUUGAAUAAACUUGAUCUAACUUGUGUA
Chrysemys picta bellii (western painted turtle) is the source of this 1845-nucleotide messenger RNA. It is a transcript of the gene SLC25A47, whose product is annotated as solute carrier family 25 member 47. Gene Ontology annotation, molecular function: transmembrane transporter activity. The record is from RefSeq and is a predicted model, not a curated record. Gene Ontology annotation, cellular component: mitochondrion. NCBI's taxonomy places the organism in Eukaryota, Metazoa, Chordata, Testudines, Emydidae. Gene Ontology annotation, biological process: transmembrane transport.